CUGGAGGCCCCGCCCGGCGCUUCCGCCCGCCCCGCACCGUGCGCGAGCCGCGGAAUGCAAACGGGGCGAAGGGAGGGAUCGCUGCGCGCCGUGCCCGCGUCAGCCCCGCCGGACCUGCUCCGCCUCGGGCCGCCAUGCAGGGCUCGCUGCGCCAGUGGCGCCGGGCCGCCACGCUGAUGCUGGCCGCGGGCCGUGGCCCCCCGAGCCUGGCCGCCGCGGCCGAGGACUACGAGGUGCUGCUGCUGCAGCGCACUCAGAACAGCAGCUUCUUGCCCGGCGCCCACGUCUUCCCGGGCGGCGUCCUGGAGGCCGCGGACUGUUCGACGGACUGGCUCUCCGUCUUCCAGCCCCACCACGGGCCGCCGCGCUUUGGCCUGCCCCUCGCCGGGCCCAGGGAAACCUACCCCGAGGUGGCCUUAGCGCCCUGGCCUGGUUGUCACUCGCUCAUCCCUGAGGACGUGGCCUUUCGCAUCUGCGCCAUCCGGGAAACCUUCGAGGAAUCGGGCAUCCUCCUGCUGCUCCCCUCCGGCGCCCAGGCCCCGCACCUGGCCCGGGCGCAUGCGCCGCCCGAAGACCUGGCGGCCUGGAGGGCCAGGGUCCAGGAAGACCCUGGCCAGUUUCUCCAGCUGUGCCAGCGCCUCGGCUGCGCACCCAAUAUCUGGGCUCUGCAAGAGUGGAGUAACUGGCUCACGCCGUUUGUGAGGAAAGGAGGGAGGCGCUUCGACACGAGGUUCUAUGUCUGCUGUCUGCAGAGCAAACCCCAGACCUUCCUGGACAUGCAAGAAGCGAUUAAAUUCGAGUGGAUAACUCCAACAGAAGCAAUAAAAAAUUUUUCAUGUGAAGGAAUAUGGUUGGCACCGCCUCAGUUCUAUGAGAUGAGAAGACUUGGAAAGUUUGCUUCCUUAUUGGACCUGCACAAAUUUUGUUUGGACCGGAGUUCAGAAGGGCAUGAAAGAUGGCUGCCAAUUACAUUGCUUACCCUAGACGGUGCAGUGCAGCUCUUACCAGGAGAUGAAUUAUACCAUGAAGACAAAGAAUUUUUAGAAAAGAAUUUAUCAAUCAACAAAAAGACUGAAGAAAUUAUGGGAAAAAACAGAACAUUUCACAGAAUAGUGUUCACAGCCGUUAUCUUUAUAGUAUCCAUGUGACAAUUCAGCCAAAAUAUAAACAUAUAUAUCCAGAGAACUUCUUAGGAUUUAAGAGCCAUUUAUAGUUUGCUUCUUGUUUAAAAUUGUAUUGUGAGAAGUAGAAAGUUUAGGGGCCGCUACGUGGCGUGUUGGAAAGAGCACUGGGCCUAGAGUCAGGAGGACCUGAGUUCAAAUCUGGUCUCAAGACACAUAACACUCACUAGCUGUGUGACUCUGGGCAAGUCACUUAACCCCAAUUGCCUCAAACGGAAAAAAAAAACAAAUAGAAAGUUUGUAUUGAUGAAAAAUGAGUGUUAGCAACCUCACAAGCUUAAGAAACUAAAACCCAGGAACAGUGAAUCACCAUCUUUCUGCAAGUUUAGCUUUUAGGUACUUUUGUUUAUUUCCUUCUGCAAACUCUAUAGUGUGCCAUAACUUUGAUUAAUAUUAUCUGUCUAACAAGUUUCUUAUAUCAGUAUGUCAAGGAUGAUUCUCUCCCCAAAGCAGAUUGCAAGGUUUGAGCUGAGGCUGAAUCUCAGAUAAGUCUAGCUUUUUGCCCACAGUCACACAGUUAGGCAAUACAAGAGACAGAACACGAACCCAAAUCCUCCUGACUGCCAAGAUAACCAGAUUAUUAAAAAGAAAAGAAAAGACUUGUCAGGUGUCACCAUUUCUGUAUUCCCACAAAGGUUUAAACCAAAGCAAGUACAGAUCACCCUUGUUUUUCUGAUUGUCCCUUGUGCUAUUAACAUUUUGUUAAGGGUGCUGGGUAAGAAUGUAGCCAUUUUAGGGACACUGAAGCACCUUACCAUGGUCAUGGGCCACUACAAUUUAAUUAAUCUUUUGGCCUGAACCAAUAAAAGGUUGUCAGAUUGGCACAAAGGCCCUGUAUUCACAGAAGUGGAAUAGGAGUGCCAGUCAGUGCUUCAUGUAUUGUUCUUCUUUGUCUUAAGCGUGUCCUCAGCUUAAGACAGUAAAGCUGUUUAAGGCCAAAUGUGAUUUGACUUUUUUUCCCAAUAGUCCUCAAAUUGUGAAAUGUGUUGUAGUUAACAUUCAAAUAUUUUAAAAAGAAAUAUGCAAAUACUUAUAAAUUUUUAUUUUUAAAAUGUUAUUUUAUUUUUUAUUGCAAAAUAAUGAGGUACACUGAGGUAUACUAGGGCUUAUGAGUUCUACAAUGAUUUACUCUGUAAUGAUAACUUUCAGUUGUGCCUUUACAUACAUUUUCCGUUUUAAUUCAUUAAAUUUGUCUGUAUUAAGUUUAUCUGAUGUGAAUAACAUGUCGACAUAGAAUGAUGUUUUUGACAAAAGUUUGUAAUCUGUGGUCAGGACACUGCUCAACACUUUAGUUCCAAAGCUGUCCUGCUUGUCUGAGUCUCCUUCCGAAUUUCUUUCUGUAAAUUAAAAAAAUACUUCAGUGA
Molecule: messenger RNA, 2545 nt
Organism: Phascolarctos cinereus (koala)
Lineage: Eukaryota; Metazoa; Chordata; Mammalia; Diprotodontia; Phascolarctidae
Gene: NUDT19
Product: nudix hydrolase 19
Cellular component (GO): mitochondrion
Molecular function (GO): hydrolase activity, acting on acid anhydrides, in phosphorus-containing anhydrides
Source: RefSeq, a predicted model, not a curated record